This is a messenger RNA of Ceratosolen solmsi marchali, 499 nucleotides long. Its product is annotated as venom dipeptidyl peptidase 4-like. Lineage: Eukaryota; Metazoa; Arthropoda; Insecta; Hymenoptera; Agaonidae. The transcript is spliced from 2 exons. The coding region runs from base 117 to 302 and encodes 61 amino acids. The record is from RefSeq and is a predicted model, not a curated record.
CGUUCACGGAACGUGUGCUUGGCUCGCCAGCUGAAAACUACAAAAGCUACGUGGAGGCUGACCUCACUCAGAGAGCGAGACUAGUGCCAAGCCACAGUUUAUUUCUACUGCAUGGCAUGGCUGACCUCACAGCACCUUAUACACACGGUGUAGCCUUUGCUAAAUCUCUUACAGAGUCCGGCGUCAUAUUUAGAUAUCAGAGCUACGCGGAUGAAGAUCACGCUCUUACUGGUGUGCUAGAGCACGCCUAUCGUUCCAUGGAGGGCUUCCUCGCAGAGUGCCUCGCCCUGGACCCCUCCUAGUGCCUGAGACCGACUAUCUUCCUCAUUGCCAGCCAACUUACCAAGGUGGCCAGCAAAAUUGUAGCUCACAGUAGGCUGAGCAAUACCCAUAACCUAGCCGGAAUACUAUCAAAAGCCUCUGAUCAUCAUAUUCUGACACUAAAAGAUGAAAUCAACUUUCCAUCUUCCUUUUUCCUUCUUUAUAUCUAUCUUCUUUA